CAAAAACUCCGCGAACAUGUCCGCGGCUAUGACUUUCCGCACCGCGAUGGUCGGCCAGGCGCUCUCCGUAAAGGCCACCGCCACCAAGGCUUCCUCUAAGCCCGUCACUACCGUGGCACUCUUCGGCAAGAAGCCCGCGACCGCUAAGCCCCCGGCGAAGAAGCCCAUCGCCAAGAAGCCUGUGGCUAAGCCCAUCGCCAAGAAGAAGCCUGUGGCCAAGCCUGCGGCCAAGCCCAAGCCCGCGGCCAAGCCCCUCUUCUCCUUCGGCGCCGCCAAGCCCAAGCCCGCGGCAAAGGGCACGAUGGUGAAGAAGGUGACCCCCGCCGCUAAGUCCAAGUACACGAUCAAGAAAUUCGACGGCUCCCAGAUCAAGAAGAAGUCCACCAGCUUCAAGACCGUGGACUACAGCAAGAAGCCCAAGCCCGUCAAGCCGGCCGGCGGCUACGGCGUCAAGCCCAUGGGCGGGGGCUCCGUGAUCAAGUCCAAGCCCGCGUACAAGGCUCCCAAGGCGAAGACCCUCAACGCCGAACAGACGGGCACCCUGGGCGUCGCGGGCAUCUUCGCGGGCACCUUCUUGCUCACCCUCGCGGUGCUCCCCACCGCCCUCGAGACCGCGCUCGAGGUGAUUGGCAUCGGCUACACCUCCUUCUUCACCUACAACUGGAUCACUAACCCUUCCGCCCGCAGCGACCUCGACAAGGCGCUCACCGAGAUCGACGACGCCACCGGCAUCAACGUCAAGAAGAUCGCGGCGGUGACCGGGGAGCUUGCCGAGUCCACUUCCAAGAAGCUGGCAGAGUCGGCCGAGAAGUCGGCGGAGGCGCGCGCAAAGGCGAAGCUCGAGGCGAAGGCGAACCCCCCCGUCGACAAGAUCGAGCCCGCCGCCAAGGCCGAUUAAACGUUAACAUGGUUAUGUGUUAGCUACAGCUAUAGAGGUGAUGUAAUUAGCCAGGGUUUAAUGUGAGAAGUCAGCAGCAGUGCUUCGCGUAUUAUAAAAA
Messenger RNA from Micromonas commoda, 998 nucleotides. RefSeq lists its product with no specific name. The record is from RefSeq and is a predicted model, not a curated record. NCBI's taxonomy places the organism in Eukaryota, Viridiplantae, Chlorophyta, Mamiellophyceae, Mamiellales, Mamiellaceae. The transcript has 2 exons. Bases 17 to 898 code for a protein of 293 amino acids.